AUCCCACAAACUGCCGGUAUUUUUGUCAACUCAUCAUCGAGCUAGCUUCGCUGAGACGGAAUCCUCUAAUUUAACUGAUAACUUUUGCAGAUUAUCGUUGAAAAAGUUCAAGCUAGUGUCGGUGCGAUUCUUUAUUCAAGUCUAGCAAAACCGAAAUUGGUGCCGGAAAGGAUGAAAACUGUGGAUAAGAGCCAGCAUGUGCUGCCGAACAGCCAGCCGAUCGUGGAACUGGAAUGCUCCACCGCCUUCAAAGCGCUGACCGAGAAGGAAAAAUUGUACGCGCAUUACUUUAGCCAGGCAUCUUGGGCGGGAGGAUUGAUUGCGUUGGUCCAAUCGAGUCCGGAAUCGCCGUUGAUUUUCUCGCUGUUGCAUCGCAUCUUCCACGCAGAGACUGUUGAGGAGCUGAAGAAAAGCGCCCUGGAGGCAGGCGUCAGUGAAGAUGAGUUCACGGCUUUUCUGGUAUACGCUUGCGGGUUUUUGGCCAAUGCCGGCAACUACAAGGGCAUGGGGGACAGUAAAAUUGUUCCCAAUUUGGAGGAGGAUAAGUUCGAGCUAGUUGUGAAAAGCUCCAAGGCAUUUAAGACGGAUGAAGCCACGGUUGGAGGCCUGUGGGAGAAGACCAAGAAAUCGAUCUUCCUGCUGACGGAGCGGACGAAAACGCUGGGGCUGUGUGACCAGGGAAUUACGACGUACUUUUCGUCGAAUGUGACCCGGGAGGACACCGAGCUGAUCAGCGAGUGGAUGAAAGAGAACAAGUUCGAAGCGUACAUCUGCCGGACGUUCAAGACUCUGGAGGAUGGAAAGACGAUUUACAACAUUAAGCUGGCGUCGGCGGAGGAAGGUGAAAAAGAAGGGUUGACGAAGGAUCCCGUUGAGUACAAGGACUGCUUGUUCAAGAUCACCCGUGGCGAUUACAAAGAACUGAUGGGAAAGGUCGCCGAAUACCUCCGAGAGGCCAAUAAGCACUCGGCAAACGACAACCAGAAGCAGAUGAUCGAGAGCUACGUCCAAAGCUUUACCGAGGGCAGUUUGGAUGCGCACAAGACCGGAUCCCGUUUCUGGAUCAAGGAUAAGGGUCCGGUGAUUGAAACCUACAUUGGAUUCAUCGAAACCUACCGUGAUCCGGUGGGUCAGCGGGGAGAAUUCGAGGGCUUCGUGGCCAUGGUCAACAAGGAGAUGUCGGCCAAGUUCGGAACAUUGGUCAGCAACGCGGAAAACUUUAUCAAAUUUCUGCCCUGGGGUGAGGAUUAUGAGAAGGACAACUACUUGAAGCCGGACUUUACUUCGUUGGACAUUCUGACCUUUGCCGGGUCGGGAGUUCCAUGCGGCAUCAACAUUCCCAAUUACGACGAAAUUCGCCAGGACGAGGGCUUCAAGAACGUCUCCCUGGGCAACGUGCUGGCCAACACGAACAAAACCGAUAGCAUUCCGUUCCUAUCGGAAGAAGACCAAGCGCUUCUGAAACGCUACAAAGCGGCCGCUUUUGAGGUGCAGGUCGGCUUGCACGAGCUGCUCGGUCACGGUAGUGGCAAACUGUUGCGUAUCAACGAAAAAGGUGAGUUCAACUUUGAUCGUGAGAAGGUCAAGAAUCCGCUGACGGGAGAAGCCGUCACCAGCUGGUAUGAACCUGGGGAAACGUACGAUUCCAAGUUCAAGUCGCUCGGAUCUAGCUACGAGGAGUGCCGCGCGGAAGCCGUUGGAUUGUAUCUCAGCUUGAAUCGGGACAUCCUGAAAAUCUUCGGCCACACCGACGAGAAGGAAAUCGAGGACAUCAUCUACGUCAACUGGCUCCUUCUGGUUUGGGGAGGCGUCGGAGUAGCAAUGGAGCUGUACAACCCCACGCAGAAGGCCUGGCUUCAGGCCCAUUAUCAGGCACGGUUCGUCAUCAUGAAGGUCCUUCUAGAAGCAGGCGAGGGCUUGGUCUCCGUAGAGGAAACCGAACCCGGCAAGAACCUGCUUCUCAAAUUCGAUCGCUCCAAGGUGGAAACCGUCGGCAAGAAGGCCAUCGAAGAGUUCCUCCUGAAGCUGCAGUAUUACAAAUCGACUGGGGAUAUUGUUGGGGCCACCAAGAUGUACAACCACUACUCGGAAGUCUCCGAGGAAGGUCCGUAUCCGUGGGCCAAGUGGCGUGACAUUGUCCUGCUGCACAAAAAGCCGCGACUGAUCUUUGUCCAGGCUAAUACCGAACUGGAUGCGGAGGGCGCCGUGCAGCUGAAGACGUACGAAUCCAACUUUGAGGGAUACAUCAAAUCGUGGACGGAUCGUUUCCCGGAUGUGGAAAUUGACAACGUACUGGAGCGCAUCUACGAGAGUGAUCUGCAGUAUUUCCAGGAUUUGGUUUGAGCAAAAGCUGGCUGAGAGAUGAUGAGGAAAACAGAAUUGACUAUUUUGAAAUAUACCCAUUUGUACCACA
Molecule: messenger RNA, 2413 nt
Organism: Aedes albopictus (Asian tiger mosquito)
Lineage: Eukaryota; Metazoa; Arthropoda; Insecta; Diptera; Culicidae
Gene: DppIII
Product: dipeptidyl peptidase 3
Exons: 3
Coding region: 172-2343 (723 amino acids)
Biological process (GO): proteolysis
Cellular component (GO): cytoplasm
Molecular function (GO): metalloexopeptidase activity; dipeptidyl-peptidase activity
Source: RefSeq, a predicted model, not a curated record